AUGGUUGCCAUAUCCCACCUCCUCACGCGGGUCAUCGCAGGCAUCCCCGUCCCAAACACGCCCCUUAUCAACUCGUCCAUUGCCCUCACGCGAGCCGCCCUCCCAGACCAGGGCUACAACCACGUCAUGCGUUCCUGGCUCAACGGCCAGGCCAUCAUCAACAACCUCCCCGCCACGAAUCGCUCCAAGAUCGACCAGGAAGCGUUUGGCAUUGCGACCAUCCUGCACGAUCUCGGCUGGAGCAACGACACGACCUACAUCUCCCCGGACAAGCGCUUCGAAAUCGACGGCGCCAUCGCCGCCCGCACGUUCCUGCAAGCGCACGGCGGCCCCACGUGGCGCUCGGCCCAGCGCUUGCAGCUCGUCUUCGACAUCAUCGCGCUGCAUUCCACGGCUAGCAUCGCGCGUUACAAGCAGCCUGAAGUCGCCAUCGCGUCGGGCGGGAUCCUGACCGAGCUGCUCGGGCCGUCCGUCGCGCGGACGUCGUUCGGCGAGCUCAUCACCGUGAGCCAGGCGCAGUGGGAGGACAUUGCGCGGGCGUAUCCGAGGGAGGACGUCAAGGAGUACUUUAAUGGCGUGAUGGUGGGGUUGUGUACGAUGAAGCCGGACACGACGUGGGAUAAUUUUGUCAGCGAUUAUGGGGAGGUGCUGAUAGAGGGGUUCAAUCGGACGGGGCAUCGGACGGUGGAUUUGACGCAGAUGUAUUUGGUGGACUGA
This is a messenger RNA of Paraphaeosphaeria sporulosa, 717 nucleotides long. RefSeq lists its product as uncharacterized. Bases 1 to 717 code for a protein of 238 amino acids. The record is from RefSeq and is a predicted model, not a curated record. The transcript has 2 exons. NCBI's taxonomy places the organism in Eukaryota, Fungi, Ascomycota, Dothideomycetes, Pleosporales, Didymosphaeriaceae.